GGUGUUGGUGAGCGCGCAUGCGCGCGCGCGAGGUGUGGGGGACACGCAGGGGAAUUCUCGGUGUGUUUGAGGGGAGGGGGCGAGAGCGCGUCACUGGUGUUUGGAUCGAUGGCUGGGAUGAGAGAAACCAAGUUACUUUGCUGUUAGUUCGGCUGAGGCUGCUUUGCUGAUACCGUUGUCGCCAAAACUAGACACUCCCCGUCCGCCCAAACUUCCAGAGGAGUUCUGAUUUAGUUGGGGCACUGAAACAACACUUUUUUUUAAAGAGGAAGCGUGUUGACAAUGUUGGAAUUAAAGCCUUUAUUUGAUAUUGAGAAUGACGUUCUUCCUUGGCUUUUGAACUGCAGACUGACACCACUUAAUGAAAAUGAUGAAUCGACCAGUCCUUCAAGGAAAGAGUUGCAAAUUGUCAACAUUGAAAAGAAUGGCAGUGUCCUGUACACCUGGAAGGGUGCGAAGGGAACCACUUGUAUUGGUAUAUAUGAUCCUGACAACAAGCAAAACAAGCUACUAUAUGUCUUUGACAGAGAAGUGCCUUUGAUUAGUUGCUCUGUCAACAUGGAAAGGACAUUGUUGGCUGUAAGUAUUCUGCAGUUUACUCGAAGAGGUUUACCAAUUGAAACAUUCAGACCAGUAUCCAGGUGUUUGACUUUGCUGAUUGAAAUUCAUCCAGUAAAUAAUACAAGAGUCUUAAAAGCUGUUGACUCUUAUGUCAGAGUUCAGUUUAUCCAUCCUGCUGUAGGUACAAGGGCACUUUCUGAAAAUCACCUGCUGGUUGUUUCAGAGGACAGAUGCAUUGAACAUAUUCACAUAAGUGUGGUUGUCGAAGAAGGUUAUAGAGUGGUUGUUCAGAAUCCUGAUCAACUUCACAAAGAUAUUGUGGCCGAAGAUUUUUUAUGGGCACAGUGGGAUACGCAGGGACAGAGGCUGUUCUAUAUUGUUGAAAAGGAAAACAAAGCAGUUCUGAUGUGCAUCCAGUUUUACCCUGACAGAAAUUAUGAAAUGCUGCUCUCAUUUCCUCUUGGACUCUCUUUAACAGUUACAAAAUUACGCCUUGUAAAUUUCGGAUUCAAUCAUUUUCAAGAGGAAGAGGAAUCAUUGGAAUUGUUGAAUCUACAAGUUUUCACAAAUCAUGCAGGUACCAUGUCAGUGUGUUGCAGCCACCCUGUGCGAAAUAAGCAGGAGUUCACGUAUUCGGUAAUUCUUCUGCAUCACGGUUGGAGAAGAACAUUUGUAGUUUCUUUGGAAGCAUCUGAAUGUGACUGUAUAGGUGAACCAAUCUUCAUUAACAUUGGUUAUUAUAUAGCUGUUUACAUGCCUGGAUACUUUUUACACCUCAUUAAUGUACAGCAUCCUAAUUUGGCUUGUCAUAGCUUAUUUUUGUCAGGGAAAGAUGCCAAAGUGAAGUCCUGGAAUCACCAACGUUACAUGUUGUCAUUGUCUGACUCGGUGCUGGACUGUCAGCUGGGGAAAAUGUAUAAAGCUGACCUCAGCACUCAGUUACUAUUGUUGUUCCUGCGUGACAGUAAACUGGAUUGUCAUCAACUCGCAGCAAUGCAUUGCGCAGUCUUGUAUCUCCAAAGCAAUUCAGAAACAGAAGCACAGAUUAUUCAUUGGAUGUGUGGUUUGCCUGUUUCUGGCUCUUUUGAUCUUAUCCAGGAAUUCAUCCUUGGUACUUUGUACAGGAAAGCAAUCUCAGAAACAAACACCGUGGGCAAACUGCUACCAUACUCAUCCUUAUUCAGCUGGGAUGGGGAAAUUCCUGGAAUAGCCUACCGUACAGAAAAUAUUUCACAACCUGUUUUUAAGGAAAAGAUCCAAAACCUUAAAGGUUUUUGGGAAGAGCUGAACAGGAAUGUGAAAUCUAUGAAGAAUUUAGGAAGUUUACAUUAUCCAUGGCACAAUAAUAGCUCAUUGAGAAGAAUCAAAGCACAGCUAUUUUCAGAAAUGAAAGUGGAUGAAAAGGCGUGCAGGCACUUCAGGAAUAUUUUAGAAAAUGCCAAAAUGAUUCUUUCAAAAGUGGAUACACGUUCCUCAGAACAGCAAGCUGUUCCCUUAUUUCAGGAAGAAGACUGCCAGCAGAUGGCGCUAAUAGGACUGAUGGCUGAGAAACUGAAGGAACAUCUACUGCAAUAUCUUCAUUUUAUAGGAAAGAAGAAGAUUGACCUGAUAGUUAGCAACUACGUUGUGAAUUUGCUUGGAUGCAUCCGGCACAUUGUAGAUAAGAUAUGGAAAAAAUAUGACCUCAAAUCCCGCAUCCUGUGCUUACCCAGUAGAGAGAAAGUAAACCCUGCAGAGUUUGUUGUGUUCCACAUGAUGACUCGUGUUUUGGAAGCUGCUGAAGGACUUUUUCUACCUCUUCCACCAGGUUAUCAUACAAUUCACAUAAUCCUUGGUGUACGAUGCCUUCCUUUACACACCCUGCUGCAUUAUAUUGAUCUUGGAUUGUUGCAUCUAACAGAACGAUUUGUUACUGGGUUACUUGAAGAACUUGGUAAUUCCGAGACAAAUGAAAGUUUCAGGUUUAGCAUUGUGACAAGAAUUCCAGAGACCAUUGGACAGAAGAUCUGUCACCUCUGGGAUCAUCCAAUUAGUUCAUCCUGCAUUGCUAGGAACUACGUGGAAACCCUCCUGAAAAACCGUUGCACUCAACAGAAAUCAAAAAACUUUUCCCUAAGGGAGCAGACUCCAUUUGAGUCUGAAUUUUUGCCACUGACUUACCUAGCAAAAUUCUUAAUGGAAGUGGAAGAUCAAGCCUUAAAUCCUUUUGAAGAACAGGAGAAUAUGGAUGCAAAGUUUGUGGAAGAAGUAGCACUGAAGCAGACAUUAGCUCUUCUUGGUCAUGAAAAUAAAUACAAUAAUAAAGUUUAGAGUUAUGAGGAAACAAAGGGGAAAACUUCAAUACUGGCAAUAACUAUGAAGAGGUGUUAUGAGUUUAAAGCUAUUUGUAAAAUUGGAAAAGUGACCAAGAUAUUGUACAACGUGGUUUGUUAGGACAGUCAGAGGGCAGGUUGCCUCUCAGCCAUGUAGUUAUAGAUUCCACUUAAUUACCUUGUUGAAUUGAACUAAGAUUUUUCAAAUUCUAAGUUGAGCUGCUACAGUACCAUUUAGAGGCAUGAAUUUCAGAUAAUGACUACUUGUUUAAGCCGCCUGCCAGCUUAUUAUGGUGGACAUGGAGGAAUCUGUGGAUGAGCCCAUACUGUGCUCCCAAAUGAAGGGCUCAGUGCAGUGGUAGGAUUUUUUUUAAAAGCCAAAAGUAUUCAUAAAACAAGUGGAGUUUAAGUGCCAUAACAAGUGCAAUUUUAGCUCACCAACCAUAUUGCAAAGCUACAUGUUUUUCUACAUAAAGUUAUGUGAAAUUUGAUUUGAAUGUACAUAAAUACAAAAAUUGUUUUUUUUAAGAUUGCACUAUGCUACAUUUUGAUUUGCGUUGCUUGAAAUUUUUAGAAAGCCAGUAUGUUGCACAUUGUUGUCUUCUUAGCUGAGUUUAAAGUAGCAAUUAUUUGCCUGAUUAUCUCUACUGAAUCAAAUAAAUUUGUACUAUUUAUGAUUUUUUUUCCUGAUUUAAGCUUAUUGUUUGUGUAAUUCAUUCAUCAAAUUAAAUCAUCUAUCAAAAAAUACGUAAAGCUGUUACCAUUGGAUGACACUUCUAACAUAGGAAGAGGGUUAUGUAUUUUCUGAUUAAAUAUACAUCCUUAAUGGCUAACUUUUGAAAUAUUUAGCAAUGGAUGAUGUAGUAUCUGCAGGAUUUGAGACACGAUUCUGUAAGAACGCCUUAUUCUAAUGGCUGAUGUAAUGAUGAGGCAGUGUGUUACUUUGAAAUGUUUUAGUAGCAACAAGAAAACAUUGCAUCUAAUGUGAUAGAAAUACAGCUUCUUGUGAACACAAUCUUGAAUUCAUGUAGUUGAUAUUCGAUUGUCUGUUUCAGUGAACUGUCUAUAACUGCCAUUUUGCAGUGAAUCUGAUCAAUGAGACAAAUUGGCAAUUAACUUCUAAGAUUCAGUCUUCCACAUUUGCUGGAAAUAAUGCAUUGCUCUGGAAGUGAUUUAAAGAACAUACGUUUCCCCAGGAGGUGAACAGUUACAGAAUAAAUACUUCACUAAUGGUGAUGCAUUCUUUCACUUGUAUUCCCAACGCUUGAAUUUUAGAUAUUUCACAUUUGUAAAGGCAAUCUCCCAUGAAACAAAGCUACAUGUUUUUCUACAUAAAGUUAUAUGAAAUUUGAUUUGAACGUACAUAAAUACAGAAAUGGUUUUUUUUUAAGAUUUCACUAUGCUACAUUUUGAUUUGCGUUGCUUGAAAUUUUUAGAAAGCCAGUAUGUUGCACAUUGUUGUCUUUUUAGCUGAGUUUAAAGUAGCAAUUAUUUGCCUGAUUAUCUCUACUGAAUCAAAUAAAUUUGUACUGUUUAUGAUUUUUUUUCCUGAUUUAAGCUUAUUGUUUAUGUAACUCAUUCAUCAAAUUAAAUCAUCUAUCAAAAAAUA
Carcharodon carcharias (great white shark) is the source of this 4482-nucleotide messenger RNA. Its product is annotated as gamma-secretase activating protein. The coding region runs from base 283 to 2871 and encodes 862 amino acids. Gene Ontology annotation, biological process: positive regulation of amyloid-beta formation. The record is from RefSeq and is a predicted model, not a curated record. The transcript is spliced from 31 exons. Gene Ontology annotation, cellular component: trans-Golgi network. Lineage: Eukaryota; Metazoa; Chordata; Chondrichthyes; Lamniformes; Lamnidae.